AACACGUCCAAGGGCGCGCCUGCAAUGGGGAAAUCGGGGGAGGAGAAGGUCGGUGUUUUCGUUGAUCAUGAGAGGUGUACUGUCGAGAAGGAGGUUGUCUUCGUCGAUUGGAAGGGCAAACCAGAGGACGCAAAGAAGCAUGGCGGUCGCCGGGCAGCUGCUUUUGUUUGUGCGGCGGAGGCCCUGGAGAACAUGGUCGUGGUUUCGAACGCGGCGAACUUAGUGACGUACUUCUACUCCUCCAUGAACUACUCGCUCGCUCAGUCGGCGAACAUGGUGACCAACUUCCUUGGGACCUCCUUGAUGCUCUCUCUCCUCGGAGGCUUCAUCUGUGAUUCCUUCCUCAACAGGUUCUGGACGAUCAUCACGUUUGGCAUAAUUGAAUUGCUGGGAUUAUCUAUUAUGACCAUCCAAGCACAUUUCAAGCAAUUCCAUCCACCUCCACAUCAAAGGCCAUCGGCAGCCCAAGCUGCCAUGCUCUACUCAGGACUCUACAUCAUGGCCCUGGGCAUUGGCGGGGUGAAGGCGGCUCUUCCGGCACACGGCGGCGACCAAUUCCCGGACCGGAAUAAGCGAUUGUCUAAUUUCUUCAACUGGUUCUUCUUCAGCCUGUGCAGUGGUGGCCUCGUAGCAGUGACAUUGAUAGUCUGGAUCCAAGAGAACAAGGGCUGGCAGUGGGGUUUUGGGGUAGCCACUGGUGCCAUCUUCUUGCUUCUUGUUGUAGUCAGCCUUGGCCUGCCCUAUUACAGGCACAAGAUUCCCAGUGGAAGCCCAUUCAGCAGAAUCACAAAGGUGCUUGUGUGUUCAAUCAAGAACAGAAACGUGACCUUGCCUGCACACAUCCCUGCAAUCGACCGAAGUCCAAAGCUUGAGAAUCGAUUCAGGUUCUUGGACAAGGCAACACUGAGGGACUGCACUGAUGAUGAAGUUGCAGAAACAAAGAUCUUCCUUGGCCUUCUUCCAAUCUUCUUCAGCACCAUCAUGAUGAACUGCUGCUUGGCCCAACUCUCCACCUUCUCCAUACAGCAGGGCCACAGGAUGAACACCACCCUCUUCCACUCCUUCACCAUCCCCACUUCCUCCCUCACAGCCAUCCCCCUGGUCUUCAUGCUCCUCUCUGUGUCCCUCUAUGACCGGUUCUUCCUCAAGGCAGCCGCCCGGCACGGGCUCACGCCGCUCAAGAGGAUCGGACUAGGCCUAGUCCUGGCCUCUGUUGCCAUGGCCGUGGCUGCCAUUGUUGAGGUGAAACGAAAGGCGCGGCUCGAGGCACCAAUCUCGGUUCUGUGGCUGGGAUGGCAGUACUUGCUGCUUGGUGUAUCAGACAUGUUUACACUGGCAGGGAUGAUGGAGUUCUUCUACUCUGAAGCGCCAGAGAGCAUGAGGAGUGUGUGCACAGCAGGGUCUUGGUGCUCCACUGCAAGUGGGUUCUUUCUUAGCUCAGUCCUGGUCACUCUGGCUAAUGCGCUGAGCUCAGGACUGGGCUCAAGGGAGUGGAUAGCUGGGACUGACUUGAACAACAGUAGGCUUGAGCUCUUCUAUACCGUGUUGGCUCUGCUCAACUUCUUCAACUUUCUGAACUAUCUCUUCUGGGCAAGAUGGUAUUAGUGGAACCCAUCAUUUUCCCUCUUUUUUUUGAAACUUA
Messenger RNA from Nymphaea colorata (pocket water lily), 1642 nucleotides. Its product is annotated as protein NRT1/ PTR FAMILY 4.2. Gene Ontology annotation, molecular function: transmembrane transporter activity. Gene Ontology annotation, cellular component: membrane. Gene Ontology annotation, biological process: transmembrane transport. The record is from RefSeq and is a predicted model, not a curated record. Lineage: Eukaryota; Viridiplantae; Streptophyta; Magnoliopsida; Nymphaeales; Nymphaeaceae. The coding region runs from base 25 to 1605 and encodes 526 amino acids. The transcript is spliced from 6 exons.